Cephus cinctus (wheat stem sawfly) is the source of this 5107-nucleotide messenger RNA. RefSeq names its product dynein regulatory complex protein 1. Gene Ontology annotation, cellular component: axoneme; axonemal dynein complex. Gene Ontology annotation, biological process: axonemal dynein complex assembly; cilium-dependent cell motility; regulation of cilium movement. NCBI's taxonomy places the organism in Eukaryota, Metazoa, Arthropoda, Insecta, Hymenoptera, Cephidae. The record is from RefSeq and is a predicted model, not a curated record. Bases 2324 to 4861 code for a protein of 845 amino acids. The transcript is spliced from 11 exons.
AUUCUGCCGACGGGCUUUGUUCGCGCCUCUAUGCCGAGAGCGUAUCUACAAGAUAUCAGAAAUGCAUGACAUACGCGAGUACUAAAGGACAGCACAGUAGAGAAGUGAGAAAACGGAUGUGAAGAAAAGAAAAAUAGGAACAUGGCAUUUGGAUAAUGGCGUCAGAGUAUCGUGUCCGAGGGAUUAAAAGGAAAAUGAAUUGCAAAGAGUAGAAAAACAUUAUCUGCGUAACCUAUGUUUAAAAAUCAUGGUUGCUAUUAGCGGAGGGCGUCCGAUAUUCGCGUAUAUUUCUAGCGGCGGGGUCACGGCUUCCAGCCGAGAGAUAAACACGGGCAAGGAGGGCAGGCUGAACGACCGCCAUCUUGAGACAAACCUUAAAGAGACGUACAGAGCGAGAGAGAGAGAGAGAGAGAGAGAGAGAGAGAGAGAGAGAGAGAGAGACUAGCAGUACAAAAGUUAGUUCGAAGCGGGGUGUAACACGAAAGAGAGACAAGAGUGUCUAUACGAUUGAGAAUUCUAGGUAGAACGUGGAGGCAAAAAGGAGAGAGCGAGAGAAAGAGAGAGAAAGAGAAGCUACACGAUUCGAAGGGAACGUCGUCGUAACGUAAGGUCUCGCGCGUAUCGACGCCCGUUUAAUAUCGCCAGCUGGCACGUGAAACGGGAAUGUGCUGCUGGCAAUGUGAACGGUGCGUCUGUGUUCAAGUGGGAAAAUUUAUUGCGGAGACGACCGCCACUACAGUCGGUUAUGAAAACAUCGACCUCUCCCCCACCCUCCAACGAUUCUAACAUGGGCUACAAUACACAACGGCGCAGCGAAUGUUGCAGCGUCGCGAAGCCACUGUCGCCGUCGCCCACAGUCACGACGAUGCCCUUCGGGCCUUCUCGCUCUCUCUCUCUCGCUCUCCCACCACCAUCAUUAACCUCUCGCUCGCUCUCGCACAGCCCAGGAAACGUUACCGCUUCCUUCGUCCUUCCUGGGGAUUUUCUUCCCCCCACACCCGACCUUCGUCCUUUCCUCGAUUCUUAUUUUCCUUCGUAUUUUCAUCUACCGCGCGUUGUCUCUUUUCGGUGGAAACGAAAAUCGCCAGACUUAAUAUAGUUUCGCCGCCUCUCGCUGUUUAAUCAAGACCUCGAGAAGAUAACCUUCCGGGCUUAGGAUCGGUCAUUGGGAAGAUCCAAGCUGUCCGACUUGGAAAUAAUGGCUUCAGCCGAACGGGAGACUAUAACCCUUCUCUCUCUCUUCUUCCUUUCUACACUGUCUGCUUGUUUCUCUUCGAUUCCUCACUCUCCUUCGCUAUCUCCCGUUUGAAUUUAAUUAAACUGGACUAAAUCCCGCAUUGCCACCUACGCUGUCCACGCCUUGCUGCUUUCGAAUACCCUGGUGUGUCGCAGUACGAAAUCGUCGAAUGAAGCAACCAGAUGGUUAUUUUCACAAUGAGACACGCGAUAUCCACGAAAUAUCGCCUAGGGUAACUCGACGAGUGUGACGUUACAUUGCGACUCUAAUGGCACCCGUAUUAGAUUGUCACAGGAGAGAUUUUACGGAAUUUCCUAGCGCGUUGUAACGAGAUCCGCAGGUUGAGCGACCCUGGACUCGCGUCACCGUUAGUCUCCUGUCUCUACCUUGCUCUCUUUCCCUCUUCCUUCCUCCCGCAACAACUUAAGCUCUCUCCUCUUUCUCUCCCAAGAACGUUUCUCCAACACCCUCUGCCCCCGACAGUGCUUCCAAUCUUCUUCCGGAUAGCUUUGGGAUACAGAAUGGCUCGCACGUCCUCCGAUGUUAAUGGAUACGUGGGCCGUUGCGGAAAUGGCGAGGACUUGAAGCCAGCAGAAUGGAUCUUCAGGAAAAAGAUGUUCAAUCGUGAAUAGGAAAGAGUCGAGUGAACGUGACUGCAAGAUAAAGAAGGAAAGACACACCGAGAUGUCUGCGCUGAAAAGAAAGAGAGAAAGAGCUAUCUCCUACGUUGGUAUUUCAAAGUCAGGAAAGAGAAUGGCGCCGCGGAAUGAGCAUCACUGGCGAACAAUAACUUCGUGCCGCCGCGAGCUCUCAAAAUGGCUGUCCUCAGCUAUUAUUACUUCGGGAAAAAACAAAUGACGGCGCACUCACGCUACGAGCGCCAUCCAAGGCUCGCGAUCUUCUCACUCUUUUUUCUUCUUCUACUCUCUUUGCUUCGUCGUCGUGGAGGGAUUCCCUUUUUCCCCCAAGUAUCCAUAGAAUCUAACCUACAGUCCCUAACCUCGAGGAGAACGACUGAUCGUGAGUACGACUUAAAUUUGACGCGGAGUCUGGAGUUCUCUCUUUAUCGUAAUCGGGACGAUAAGGAUGACUUUUCGUGUUAUUUGCCACCGAAAAACAAUAUUGCAACCAACCGCGACUUUUAUUUAUCUUCGGUACUUUCUAGGAUUCGCCUGUCACCCUUCCGGUAUCGAUCCAUUUGUUUAUUCCGCUGGUUACGAUUAUUACCAAGUUACCACAGCGAGUAUUAUUCCCAAAUCUGGUCUUUCAUAUCAUAAUAAAGAGAACAGAAUGGCAGAGUGGAAGAAAUGGUCUCAGGACGAUUUCGACGAAAUGGAGGAACCAUCCGUGAUCUCAAUGGAUCCCAAUGAGCGCAAACUCGCCCGGAGGCUUCGGAUUCAAAGACGCCUCGAGGCCUUAAAGAAACAGGAGGGUCCCGAGGAGGAGGAAGUAGUUGAGAAGACGUCAACGGAGAGACAAAUUCUAGCCAGCGCUGAAUUAUUAGAAAAAUUAAUACUAGAAGGAAACGAAGUUAUAUCAAAUGUCCGAGUUGCCAACGAUGCCCGUGAGGUGCAACGACGAAAGGAAGAAAAAGAAAUUCGUAGUAAAUUAUUAUCACGUCUCGAAGAGGAGUCGGAAGAGAGUUUGCAAAAGUACAAACAGAUUAGUAGCAAGUGGCCAGGAAUUUUGGGAUCCAAUGAUCCUCUAGACAUUCACAGCGAGAUGGAAGCUCAGAAUGCUGAUUGUCUUAAAGUAUUCGAAUCGAAAAAUUGUGUGAUAGCUGAAUUAAAACAGGAACUAGAAAACGCUGACGUUAAAUUUUUCGAAGAUCAAGAGAAGCAGAAUGACGAUAUUAAUUUAUUAAUUGAAAGAAUUGACAAUCAAGUCAAUACUAUGGCUAAGGUUUAUCACAGAGAACUCAUUCUAAUUCAAAAUGCAAUAGAUACAGAGCGUAAGGUUCUUCUGAAAGUAGUUUCCAAAAAAUGGGACGGACUAUUCAGACAGAGAAACGAAGAAGAGAUAAAUGGAAUUGAAGAGAGGAAAGAAAUAAUGCAGGAAUAUGAAAAGGAGAUGAAGAGAGUCGUGAUCGAACACCAAGAGGAAACCAGAGCUCAAAAGAUCUGGUUAGAGACGCAGUACGAAAAAUUGCAACAGGACGUUGAGCACAUAAAAUUUCUCUGUAUGAUGAAUAUAGAAAAGUUAGAUUACAGCUAUGCUGUAUUGAAACGUAGAGAAGACGAGAAUACCAUAAUAAAGGGCCAGCAGAAGCGCAGAAUCAAUAAACUCCAGGACGUCAUCAAUGGGCUAAAGAAGAAUUAUGCAGAGCUCGAGGAGAAUACCAAAAUGGAUAUACAAAAAUUAACAGAGCAGGUGAUGAAGGCUCACAAAAAUAUUUUGGAAUUGGAAAGGAAGUCUGAUCAUUUUACUCGGAUAAACGAGAAGCAGUAUUUGCAAAUUUGGGACAUGAAUGCCAAAAAGGCUGAAGGACUCGUAGAGAAAAUUCUCACCGUGGAUAGAAUUAUUCAUGAACAAGCAUUGGGUCUAGAAUGGGAACCUCCGGACGAGCCAUUACUAACGAAAGAGGAUCUACAAUCCUAUCGCAGUGCGACUUCUGCGAUCGAACAAAAAAAGGCAGAGACUAAGGAAACCAUGAAAGUCUGUGAGCCGUUCAAAGUGGCAACGACCCUUCAGGACUUAAAGAUGGAGAGACAAUUGCUGAAUCGCAUCGUCACACAGAUAUCAGAUAAAUCUGGUUUUCUAAUAGAAGAAAAGUUACGUGGAUUGUUAGGAGCAUAUACGUGUAACGAUAAAACCAUUAUCACCCUUGGAAAUGUCUUUCGAGCAUUGGAUAUGAAGUCUGAAGAAGAAGUGGAUUUGCUAUUGAAUUUCUUUCUGCCCUAUGCCUACUGUCCUACAUGCCAUAAUAAGGAGGAAGUCACAUUUAACGAUGAUGAACCAUCUGAUAAGGCAUUUGAGCUGACCAUGUGCCUGAACGAGGAUACUUGCCCUGAUACGUUUGAGGACAACAGAGAAUUAAGUGAGGAUAGCGAAGAUAACCCAGAAUCACGAGGGAGUAAUGAAUCUUCCACUAUUUCUGGCGAAGCAACGUCACAGGAAUUUCACAGCAGCUCGUCGGCUGUACCAAGAAUGGAAGAAUUUGAAUUCAUAAAAGAUGCUGGAACUAAUGAAUUAAGGCAAAGAGAGGUCUCUUGUAAGAAGGGUCACCUCCUGGACAUUCAUCCAGCAUAUGUAAUGAAGGCACUCAAAGAAUUCGUAGCCAAAUAUCACGUCAUCAGACGUGGUGAAGCAACACCGUCGUUCCAGACAAGAUUAACCCAGGAGAAACUGACAGUAUCCCGCAAUCUCACUGUAGAAGAUGUCACUGAAUUUUGGCGACGCUAUAGAGAUAUUUUCUCCACAAAGAAGGAAAAGCUUUGGGACGGUCUUCUGAUAGGACUUCACAAGUACCACGAGAUCCUGAAGGAGAGGCACAGACUCAACCUGGAGACGAAGCGUCUGCGAAGACAGAACGCCGAACUUCGUCGGCUCCUGGAAAUAUACAUGCUAAAGCCUGGGCACGGUCUAGCACCAAUAGAAACAAGAUCAACAAUAAGUUUGGAUUAAAAAGAACAAAGAUAAAACUUUACCUGAAGAAUAUUUUCUGUACGGAGUGAUACCAUAAUUAUAUUUCCUACAUCCUGUGGCUUUACGUGAGAGCAGUGUUAUCUUCUUAUCAGACAUUUUAUUACAUAUACACAGUGCAUAUUUUUUCAAUGAAAAAUUACAUGUAUUGCACAGUACGUAAGAAUUGUAUCCAUCUCUCAGCAAUUUAUAUUCUGCAUUUUCAAUGUCUGUGAUAAAUGGCCCAGG